Closterium sp. Naga37s-1 is the source of this 660-nucleotide messenger RNA. NCBI's taxonomy places the organism in Eukaryota, Viridiplantae, Streptophyta, Zygnematophyceae, Desmidiales, Closteriaceae. The record is from the annotation of a GenBank genome assembly.
AUGGAGCAUAGAGCAUGGGGCAUACAGAAUGGGGCAUUGAUCAUGGGGAAUACGGAAUGGAUUCAUCCUGCACUGGAAGACCAGCGCCACCAGCAGCAGCAGCAGCAGCAGCAGCAGCAGCAGCAGCAGCAGCAGCAGCAGCAGCAGCAGCAGCAGCAGCAGCAGCAGCAGCAGCAGCAUUGGCCACUGGCCGCAUGUACCCCGCUGAUGCAGCCAUCGGCAGCUGUGGGGGCAGCUGUGGGGGCAGCUGUGGGGGCAGCUGUGGGAGCAGCUGUGGGAGCAGCUGUGGGGGCAUACCACACGAGGGGGUGGGUGUCUCUAGGCUGGUCAGCCAAUGGUCGAAUGUACCCCGCUGAUGCAGCCAUCGGCAACUCUGUGGGGGAAUACCACAUGAGUGGGUAUGCUGUCAGUGAUGUUACGCCCACGGGCUCGUUUGCGGUUACCAACACGGCCGUGGAAUCGGCCAAUGGGAGGACGACGAUCAAGUUUGAGCGGUCCAUGGGCGAUGGAGAGUUCCCCAUGAGUUCCGGUGGGAGUGAUGGUGGUGGUGCCUGGCAGCGGCAGCAGCAGCAGCAGCAGCAGCAGCAGCAGCAGCAGCGGCGGCGGCGGCGGCGGCGGCGGCAGCAGCAGCACCGUCCUUUGGGCUUACUCCCGGGAUAA